This is a messenger RNA of Cyprinus carpio (common carp), 4199 nucleotides long. RefSeq names its product WASH complex subunit 5 (gene washc5). Gene Ontology annotation, biological process: endosome fission; endosome organization; actin filament polymerization. The record is from RefSeq and is a predicted model, not a curated record. NCBI's taxonomy places the organism in Eukaryota, Metazoa, Chordata, Actinopteri, Cypriniformes, Cyprinidae. Gene Ontology annotation, cellular component: WASH complex; endosome.
UCUUUGAUCAGAGAUCUGCUGUUUUCUUCCUCAUCGUGGUGGAUUUCCUGGCAGAGAACAACCUGUGUGGUCAGGCCAUCCUGAGGAUCGUGUCCAGAGGAAAUGCCAUCAUAGCAGAAUUACUCAGACUCUCAGAAUUUAUUCCUGCAGUUUUCAGACUCAAAGACAAGAGUGACCAGCAGAAAUAUGGAGACAUAAUCUGUGAUUUCAGCUAUUUUAAGGGUCCGGAGUAUUAUGAGAGUAAACUGGAAGCAAAGCCGGAGCUGCAGGAUUUGGAUGAGGAGUUUCGGGAAAAUAACAUUGAGAUAUUGACACGGUUCUACCUGGCCUUUGAGAGUGUCCAUAAAUAUGUUGUAGACUUGAUAAGGUACUUGGAUGAUCUCAAUGAAGGGGUCUACAUUCAGCAAACACUAGAAACUGUUUUAUUGAAUGAAGAUGGGAAACAGCUCCUGUGUGAGGCUCUGUACCUGUAUGGAGUCAUGUUACUGGUCAUUGAUCAGAAGAUGGAGGGGGAGGUGAGAGAAAGGAUGCUGGUGUCCUGCUAUAGAUACAGUGCUGCUCGCUCCUCGGGUGACUCCAACCUGGACGACAUCUGCAAGCUCCUGCGUAGUACGGGAUACUCCAGCCACCCGGGGGCCAAACGCCCGCCCAACUACCCUGAGAGCUACUUCCAGAGAGUUCCCAUCAGCCCCACCUUCCUCAGUAUGGUGAUCGGCCGCCUCCGCUCUGAUGACAUUUACAACCAGGUGUCUGCGUAUCCUCUGCCGGAGCACCGCAGUACAGCGCUGGCAACACAGGCCGCUAUGCUCUGUGUCUGCUUAUACUUCACCCCCUCCAUCCUGCACACACAACAGGCCAAGAUGAGAGAGAUCGUGGACAAAUACUUCCCUGACAACUGGGUUAUUAGCAUAUAUAUGGGGAUCAUGGUGAAUUUGGUGGAGGCGUGGGAACCAUAUAAAGCUGCUAAAACAGCCCUGAACUACACAUUGGACACAGCCAACGUCAAGGAACAGGCCAGUCGAUACGCUGCGAGUGUGGAGAGCUUGUGGCCGCAGGUGCAGCAGUUACUGAAGGAGGGAUUCCUGAGAGAAGAAAUCGUCCUGGACAACAUUCCCAAACUGCUCAACUGCCUCCGUGACUGUAACGUUGCCAUCCGCUGGCUGAUGCUGCACACUGCAGAGUCUGCUUAUGAUCCAAACAACAAGAGACUGCGUCAGAUCAAGGACCAAGUCAUCAACGACUCCAAAUACAAUCCCAAAAUCCUGUUUCAGCUGCUGCUGGACACGGCCCAGUUUGAGUUCAUACUCAAAGAGAUGUUCAAGCAGAUGUUGGCAGAGAAGCAGCUGAAGUGGGAGAGCUAUAAGAAAGAGGGGUCAGAGAAGAUGUUUUCUGGGGUCAAACCUCUCACCAGGGUGGAGAAAAACGAGAAUCUUCAGGCCUGGUUCAGAGAGAUCUCCAAACAGAUCGAGUCCCUGAACUACGAGGACUCGACCGCAGCCGGCAGGAAGACUGUGCAGCUCAUUCAGGCUCUCGUGGAGGUCCAAGAGUUUCACCAGCUGGAGUCCAACCUUCAGGUGAGUCAGUUCCUGGCGGACACACGCAAGUUCCUCCAUCAGAUGAUCCGCACCAUCAACAUCAAAGAGGAAGUGCUCAUCACCAUGCAGAUAGUGGGAGAUUUGUCCUACGCCUGGCAGAUCAUUGACAGCUUCACAUCAAUGAUGCAAGAGAGUAUCAGAGCAAACCCCUCCAUGGUGACCAAACUCAGAGCCACUUUUCUAAAGGUCAACAGUCCAGAUCUGCUGAGCGUGUCUCAGUUUUACUCUGGGGAGCUGGUGGCUUAUGUCAGAAAGGUUCUGCAGAUCAUUCCAGAAAGUAUGUUCACCUCGCUGGCCAAAAUCAUCAAACUGCAGAUCCAUGACAUUAUGGAGGUGCCCACACGUCUGGACAAAGACAAACUGAAGGACUACGCUCAACUCAGCGCCCGUUAUGAGGUGACUAAACUCACUCAUGCCAUCUCAGUCUUCACUGAAGGUAUUCUGAUGAUGAAGACCACACUCGUCGGCAUUAUCAAGGUGGAUCCGAAGCAGCUUCUGGAGGACGGGAUCAGGAAAGAGCUUGUCAAACGUGUGGCUAACGCUCUGCACAAAGGCCUCAUCUUCAACCCCAAAGCCAAACCCAGUGAACUGAUGCCAAAGCUGAAGGAAAUGGCUGCCACCAUGGAUGGGUUUUACCGCUCGUUUGAAUACAUUCAGGAUUACGUGAGCAUCUACGGCCUGAAGAUCUGGCAGGAGGAAGUGUCUCGUAUCAUCAACUACAACGUAGAGCAGGAGUGCAACAGUUUCCUCAGAACCAAGAUCCAAGACUGGCAAAGCGUCUAUCAGUCCACCCACAUUCCCAUUCCCAAGUAUCCGUCCGUUGAUGACUCGGCCACGUUUAUUGGACGUCUUUGCAGGGAAAUCCUGAGGAUCACAGAUCCAAAAAGCACGUGUUACAUUGAUCAGCUGAACACCUGGUACGAUAUGAGGACGCUUCAGGAAGUGACCAACAACCGACUCUUCUCAGAGAUUCAGGACACGCUGGGCACCUUCGGCCUGAACGGACUCGACCGACUCUUGUGUUUCAUGAUCGUGAAAGAGCUGCAGAAUUUUCUGACAGUCCUACAGAAGAACAUCCUGAAGGACAAAGCUGUGGUUGACGUCUUUAAAGCUCUGCUGACGGCUGUCAAUCCUGUCAAAGGGAUUGUGGCGAAUGCAAGCAAAGUCUACGUCAACGCUGCGGCCAAAACCCAGAAGAUCUGGCCAGCGUAUCUGGAAGCCAUCAUGAAGGUGGGUCAGAUGCAGAUCUAUCAGCAGAUAGCCAAUGAACUGAACUACUCCUGCAAAUUUGACUCGAAACAUCUCGCUGCGGCGCUGGAUAAUCUGAACAAGUCUCUGCUGUCUGAUAUCGAAGCUCAUUACCAGGAUCCAUCGCUGCCGUAUCCCAAAGAGGACAACACUCUGCUCUACGAGAUCACCGCGUAUCUGGAGGCCGCUGGAAUCCACAACCCACUCAGCAAAAUCUACAUCACGACGAAGCGUCUGCCUUACUUUGCCAUCGUGAACUUCCUGUUCCUCAUCGCUCAGCUGCCAAAACUGCAGUACAACAAAAGCCAAGGCAUGGCGUGCAGGAAGGCUGCAGAUCCGGUGGACUGGACUCCUCUGGUUCUGGGUCUCCUGACGCUGCUCAAACAGUUUCACUCGAGAUACACCGAACACUUCCUGGCUCUGAUCGGACAGUUUAUUUGCUCCAUAAUGGAGCAGUGCACCAGUCAGAAGAUUCCAGAUAUGCCUUCAGAUGUAGUCGGAGCAUUAAUGUUUCUGGAGGACUAUGUGCGUUACACUAAACUGCCCAGAAAGGUGGCAGAGGCUCAUGUGCCAAGUUUCAUUUUCGAUGAAUUCAGGACUGUACUGUAAAUGUGCCUGUGAUAAUGUCAAAUCAUUUGUCUUUCUCUUAAAGCAUAAUGAAAUUAGCAUUUUUAACAUUUCAAUUUUAAAACAUGAUCAUCUUUUGUAGCUGUUAUUGACCUGAUGUCUGUCUGCUGGUGUAAUAAAUGCCAUAUGUGUAUGUUUUGAUACAACUUUUUAGGAAAUUUACACACUUUUGAAGAAUUAAUCUCUAACUCACAACCUCUCAAGAUUUAUUGCUUUCAUAAAAUGGUGGCAGCAGCAAUAAGAUCAAACAUUUUUUUGUGGAUGAGGUUCAUUGGUUUAACUGUACACUGUGGCUCAUCCAAUCAAAAUUUAGAGUGAUAUUUAUUUUGAACUUGUACAGGAGAACUUUUUUGCACACAACACAUGAGACAAGAGUUGAAUGAAAGUUUUACUUUUAUCUUAAAUAUAUUACAAUACUGAAUGGAUACUGUAUGAAAAAAAGAGCAUUUAUCAUUUUAAUUGUCAGUCUAUGUACAGCACACAAUGAACAAAAACAGCCAUGAAGAAACUAUGAAUACCAACACUGUGUAUUGUACACGGUCAGAUGCGAACACAAGAGAAACAACAGAGAGUGAGACAGCGGCUGACUGCGCAUAAGGCAUGAAAAAGAUGAAAUUGCAGCUGCAAAAAAAACAAAACAAAAAAACUCACUUCCAGUUAACACUGUCCUGGAUUUCAGUUUGUGUGUGUGUGUGUGUGUGUGUGUGAUAAAUUGCAAUAGCAGAUUGU